Magnolia sinica is the source of this 2100-nucleotide messenger RNA. Its product is annotated as histone-lysine N-methyltransferase ATXR2-like. The record is from RefSeq and is a predicted model, not a curated record. Gene Ontology annotation, molecular function: protein binding; methyltransferase activity. Bases 1 to 1578 code for a protein of 525 amino acids. The transcript has 15 exons. Lineage: Eukaryota; Viridiplantae; Streptophyta; Magnoliopsida; Magnoliales; Magnoliaceae.
AUGGGGUGCAUUUGCCACAAACAUCACGGUGGGCCCCACCCAGGUUCCGACCGCAGGAACUUCCUCCCUCGUGGUCGCUGGCAUUCCGCGUCCGAAACACACUCCUCUUCCACUUCCGUCUCUUGUUACCCGACACUACCAUCUUCUCCGGCCAAAAAGUGCGACGCUCGUAAUCAGGACUACUAUGACCAGCUUAUUACAGAAAGGCGAUGUCAUGGUCUCGAAAUUAAGCAAAGUGAAGAACAUGGAAAGGCUGUCUAUGCAAGCUUGGAAUUCAAAGAGGGGGAGUUGGUUUGUAGGGACCAAAUGCUUGUUGGUGCUCAACACAGUUCGAAUAAGGUUGACUGCCUUGUAUGUAGCUACUGUUUUUGUUAUAUUGGUUCAAUAGAACUUCAGAUUGGUAGGAAACUCUAUUUGCAAUCUCUGGGAUUACGAGCAAAUACAGAACAUGAUCAUGAGACAUCUUCACAUUCUUUAGAAGAGGCUUGUCCAGUUGAAUUAUCGGAUGAAGAAGAUAAUACUCUCAUGGUGAACUAUGACAGUGUACAGUCAUGUUCUUCAAGUAAUAUGAAGAAUUACAAUCAUGUACCAAAAGAGGUCUUGGAGGCGCUAGUAAAUGGUAGCUUGGCUUUGCCUCACUCUAAGCAGUUUACAUUGCCUUCGGUCAUUCCAUGUCCUCGAGGGUGUGAAGAAGAACAUUACUGCAGCAAAUUAUGUGCGGAGGCUGAUUGGGAAUUGUUUCAUUCCUUACUAUGUACUGGAGAGAGCUCAGGAUCCUCACGUUGGGAAGCACUUGUUAAAUUUAUAGAACAUGCUAACAGAACGAAUGAUAUUUUCCUCCUUGCUGCCAAGGUUAUCUCAUUCACGAUUUUGAGGUACAAGAAGUUGAAAUCAUGUCAUCAAGACCAAAAACAGCCUACCAUGGUAAAUGGAGUGGAUGAUUCCAGAUUUCGUCUGCUUUUGGAGGCUUGGAAACCAAUCUCAAUGGGAUUCAAGAGAAGGUGGUGGGACUGCAUUGCUUUGCCAGAUGAUGUUGAUUGUCGUGAUGAAACAUCAUUUAGACAGCAAAUAAAGGAACUUGCAUUCACGUCGCUGCAGCUUCUCAAGGAAGCCAUCUUUGACAAGGAGUAUGCGCCAUUAUUUUCACUUGAAAUCUAUGGGCAUAUUAUUGGCAUGUUUGAGCUAAACAAUCUUGAUUUAGUUGUAGCAUCACCUGUGGAGGAUUAUUUUAUAUACAUUAUUGAGCUCCCAUAUCCUGAUAAGGAUAAAGCUGAAAAAGUUACACAGCCCUUUCUAGAUGCUCUUGGCGAUGAUUAUUCAGUUUGUUGUCAAGGCACUGCAUUCUUUCCUAUACAAAGUUGUAUGAAUCAUUCUUGCUAUCCAAAUGCCAAAGCAUUCAAAAGAGAUGAGGAUAGAGAUGGCCAAGCAACAAUAAUAGCUCUGCCGCCCAUCUUGAAAGGAGAAGAGAUUACCAUUUCGUACAUUGACGAGGACCUUCCGUACAAAGAGAGACAAGCUUUACUUGCAGAUUAUGGUUUCAGAUGUAGGUGCCCUAAGUGCCUUGAAGAAGAGGCCUAGAUCUUCUGCCUCCCAUCAAGAGAUUUUGGGGUCUUAGGACAGCACAUUUUGGGUCUUGGUACAUGUGGGCUCGUGUUUUCUCAAUCAAAAUGAUGUAAUUGAUAGGUUCCACCAUAGAUGGUGGACGCCCUAUUUGCAGUUUCCAUCUUAUAAGGUGACUGCCGCUUGUCAUUUGGACUUUAUUGGGCGCCAUUGCUGCAAUGGCAUAUGUAGGGGCCUGCCUUGCAUUUUUUUUUUUUUCUUGAAUCGCGAAUCACAACCUUAGAUCUACAUUGUUUUGGCACCAAUGUUCAAUCACCCAUAGAAGGACAUGCAUAUUUGUACUGUAAUUUAAUUAUAGUGUUUAUAUAUUUUUGAUAAAAUAAUUUAUAUAAGGCAUUAACAGGAGAUGUUCUCAUAAAAAAUUAUGCAACCUUUCUUGAAUGAGUACAUCUUCGAUAGAUGAAUGCAUAUUAGAUCUACUUAUUUUGUUGAAUGCACUUCUGCUUAAAUAUUGACACCUUGUUCGGAUAUACUUGGUUC